This is a messenger RNA of Mustela lutreola (European mink), 577 nucleotides long. It is a transcript of the gene INS, whose product is annotated as insulin. The record is from RefSeq and is a predicted model, not a curated record. Gene Ontology annotation, cellular component: extracellular region. The transcript has 3 exons. NCBI's taxonomy places the organism in Eukaryota, Metazoa, Chordata, Mammalia, Carnivora, Mustelidae. Gene Ontology annotation, molecular function: hormone activity. Gene Ontology annotation, biological process: glucose homeostasis; positive regulation of protein secretion. Bases 199 to 528 code for a protein of 109 amino acids.
GCUCCCGCGGCCCCAGCACAGGGGAAAUGAUCCAGAAAUCGCCACCUCAGCCCCCCGCCAUCUGCCGCCCUGAUUGGGGGCCCUAAUGGACCAGGUGCUGGGGUCAGGGACUAUAAAGCCAGGAGGGCCGCGUGGCCGCCAGCCCCCAGGACCAGCUGCACCCUGACCCGGACAGCUAGCAGGUCCCCGUCCCCCGCCAUGGCCCUCUGGAUGCGCAUCCUGCCCCUGCUGGCCUUGCUGGCCCUCUGGGCGCCGGCCCCGACCGCAGCCUUCGUGAACCAGCACCUGUGUGGCUCCCACCUGGUGGAGGCGCUGUACCUGGUGUGCGGGGAACGCGGCUUCUUCUACACGCCCAAGGCCCGCAGGGAGGCCGAGGACCUGCAGGCGAGGGACUCGGAGCUGGGCGGGGCGCCUGGCGCGGGCGGCCUGGCCCUGGGUCUGGAGGGGGCCCUGCAGAAGCGCGGCAUUGUGGAGCAGUGCUGCACCAGCAUCUGCUCCCUCUACCAGCUGGAGAACUACUGCAACUAGGGCGCGCGCCCCAGGCACCGGCGUCCCCGGGACCUUCGGCACCCUGCAC